Phyllopteryx taeniolatus (common seadragon) is the source of this 1630-nucleotide messenger RNA. RefSeq names its product coenzyme Q4 homolog (S. cerevisiae) (gene coq4). NCBI's taxonomy places the organism in Eukaryota, Metazoa, Chordata, Actinopteri, Syngnathiformes, Syngnathidae. Gene Ontology annotation, cellular component: mitochondrial inner membrane; mitochondrion. The transcript is spliced from 7 exons. Gene Ontology annotation, biological process: ubiquinone biosynthetic process. The coding region runs from base 728 to 1462 and encodes 244 amino acids. The record is from RefSeq and is a predicted model, not a curated record.
CACGAGAUUGCGGAAAGCAGUGACUGCGCUUGCGCAUUGGCGUCUAAAUAAUGUUGCCGCGAGUGGCGAAACCGCUUCUACGGCUGGGUAACCGACACUCCGCAGUGUUAACGUACGGUAUGAGUCUUUACCACUGACGUGUCAGGUGCUACGGGAAGAACGGUGACGUUCAACGUUUCAGAAGACGAUUUAAAACAUGAAUUAAUCGCUCUAGUGUAAAUGACGUGGUGGAGGUCGAAGCUUUGCUAACAACAGGGACCGAGGACUGUACUACUGGAUUCAGCGAUUGUUUUAUCCUCGUUAUCUGUACUGCAAUUAAUUUGCAAUUCUGUACAAAUGAACAGUUUGUUUUUUAAUGGCGCCUUAAAUGGAGCCAUAUAGUGCUGUAUGAAAAUCGACCAAGUCGCUCGUAUUUCAAAUUUCCAGCAGACGCAGCACAAGCAGAACUUCACAACGUCGAACUCACAUCUCCCUAAAAACUCCUAUUUAAAACUAACCCACACGCUUUAAACACAUUUCAACUUAUUAAAACACACCUUUAAAACACAUUGUUAACAUAUUAGAACACUAUAAAAAAUUGCAAGCAUAAAAUGUAUAGAAAAUAAUGCACAAACUGUAGUGCCUUGUGUUGGAUCUGUGUCUAUGAGGCUGGGCUUGGUCAGGUGGCGUGUGACGUCAGCAUGCGAGUGUGAAAUGUACACCUGAGACUGUGGCUCUCCUUUCCCACAUGCGAGAGCAUUACACAUGUGUCAAUUGCAGGAGCAAGUUCACAGAUAGUCGUGACCAUGAAGAACUCUAUCCCGGUCACAUCCCCACCUCUCCGAUUCAGAAGGCCUUGCUGGCGGUGGGCUCGGGGGUCGCUGCACUGCAGGACCCCUACAGGCAUGACAUGGUUGCAGUACUCGGAGAGACGACGGGCCACCUGGCUUUGGUAAACCUCAGAGACCGCAUGAGAAACGACCCUGAGGGAUAUGUGAUUCUCACGGAGAGGCCAAGGAUCCGCCUGUCCACGCUCGAUUUGCAAAAGAUGGCCUCUUUACCCGAGGGAUCCUUUGGUCGGGAAUACCUCACGUUCCUUGAAGACAAUCAUGUGACGCCCGACUCAAGGGUCGACGUGAAGUUCGUGGACAACACGGAGCUGGCCUACGUCAUGCAGAGAUACCGAGAGGUCCACGACCUGCUGCACACCUUGUUGGGAAUGCCCACAAACAUGCUCGGUGAAGUGACCGUGAAAUGGUUCGAAGCUGCUCAGACCGGCCUCCCCAUGUGUGCCCUUGGAGCUCUGUUGGGGCCUCUUCGGCUCAACGCCAGUCGUCUACAGUCGCUGGUCACAUCUUUGGGCCCGUGGGCGGUGCGGAAUGGUCGGCAGGCCCGUUGCGUCUUCAGCGUGUUUUACGAGAGGCGAUGGGAGCAGAGCCUGGAGGACCUGAGAGGGGAACUCAACAUCCAACCGCCCCCAUAGAUGCCAGCAUAGCAUUCACAAACUUUCACUUAUAAACACUUGAUGGACUCAUGUGUUGAGAUUUUUUUGGUGGGUGUGCUUGAGAGUUUAAUGUAUAUUUUUAUAUCAAAUGAACAAAUGUAAAGCCCCUUUUCACUGUUUUAUGACGAGUAAAUGAUUGUCUAAGCC